AUGAGGGCACAACUUUUCAGCGCCCUCGUAAACAUCGCCUACACCACUCUCCUCCCUACCUUCAUCAUCGGUCGCCGACUGUUCAUCGCCAUCGUCUGGACUUCCAAGUUCACCGACCUUGACAUUGUCCAAUUUCUCCUCGCUGCGGCAUGCUUUGGACCCGCAUGGCUCAUUUCCGCUGGUAUAUUCGUCACCAUCUGGCGUACCUACGUCCUGUUUCCAGACAAUCGCCAAGACCGUGAGGGAAAUAUAGUCCCGUCCCUGGAAGAACUCUGGAAGACUGUGUAUCAUCACAAUGGGGUACUGCACACGGACUGCCGAUGCCGGAAACACGACUCGGAUUCUCACCUCUUGCGAUGUGGACACAUUGUGUCCCAUCAGACUCUGAAGCAGAUGAGUAAAGAGCCCGAAGGCUGGAAUUUCUGCAGCGCGUGUCAGAUGGUUGCUUUUCAUCGGGGCGACAGCCAUCUCACGGCAUUCGCGAAAUUCACGGUGGGAUCUACGUGUGUCAGCGUUGUCAUGUUGGGGAUGGGUGUUUCCCUGGAUGCCAAGAUGGAGAUGAAAGCGCUUCGCGUGAUCAUGCUAUUGCCGAGCCUGUGGUUCUUCUACGGCGCAAUCAAGUUGCGCGACUGCGAGGGGUUUGAAUGGUGGAGGAAAAUCCCGAACUUCUUUAAUGGACGUGUUGCUCAGGGCAUUUUGUUUGUGAUGCCUGUCACCGCGAUCCUGGCGACCUGGUCGGUUGAGAGAUUCUACGAAGCGAUUGUUGAAUUACCACAGGAGUUCUUCGGCGUUGCGACUGUAGCUACUGGAGCGCUGGGUGUCGGUCGGUUGCUUUUACGAAGAUAG
Lecanosticta acicola is the source of this 846-nucleotide messenger RNA. Lineage: Eukaryota; Fungi; Ascomycota; Dothideomycetes; Mycosphaerellales; Mycosphaerellaceae. The record is from the annotation of a GenBank genome assembly.